This is a messenger RNA of Elaeis guineensis (African oil palm), 1351 nucleotides long. Its product is annotated as transcription factor MYB108. Lineage: Eukaryota; Viridiplantae; Streptophyta; Magnoliopsida; Arecales; Arecaceae. The record is from RefSeq and is a predicted model, not a curated record. Gene Ontology annotation, cellular component: nucleus. Gene Ontology annotation, biological process: regulation of DNA-templated transcription. Gene Ontology annotation, molecular function: DNA-binding transcription factor activity; sequence-specific DNA binding.
CUCCCCCCACCCUUUUCAUCUAUUAGUCCAAUCCCAUCUCAAUCCAUCUCCCAGGUCUCUCCCCCCCCCUCUCUCUCUAUCUACCAAACUCCUCAUCUAACUUUCUCUGUAGUUGUCUAUCUUGAUACAAGAAGAAGACAGAGAAGAAGCUAUGGAGAUGGGGAGGGGACUAGGAGUAGGGGUCCAUGGAAGGACUUGGAGCUCUGCCAACCCACCAACUGAAGAGGACAUGGAUUUAAGAAGAGGACCUUGGACUGUGGAUGAAGACCUCGUACUCAUGAAUUAUAUCGCCGCCCAUGGCGAGGGCCGAUGGAAUUGUCUUGCUCGUUGCGCAGGACUGAAAAGAACAGGGAAGAGCUGCCGGCUCCGAUGGCUCAACUAUCUCCGCCCGGAUGUCCGGCGCGGUAACAUCACCCCCGAAGAGCAGCUCCUAAUCCUCGAGCUCCACUCUCGAUGGGGAAACCGGUGGUCCAAGAUCGCGCAACAGCUGCCGGGGAGGACCGAUAAUGAAAUAAAGAACUACUGGAGGACCAGGGUGCAAAAACAUGCAAAGCAGCUCCAAUGCGACGUUAACAGCAAGCAGUUCAAAGACGUCAUGCGAUACCUAUGGAUGCCUCGCCUCGUUGAAAGAAUCCGGGCAGCCUCCGGCAGCUCUCCGGCAGCCAUCUACCAGAAUGCUAGUGUCCCGAUGGCCGGCAGUGAGCAGCCGGCUGAGCCGGGCAGCGAGGCCGGGCAAGUGAAGCUAAGCCCAGAGACAUCCAGUGCCGCCGGGUCGUCGUUGGACUCGGUCGGUAUGCAGUUCUCGUCACCUCGGAUCUCCGACUGCUUCUCGGAGUGCUACGGCGGCAUGCAGGGAGGUGAAAAUAGGAACGGUGACGGGAUUCCAGACGUUCAGAUCGGUGGGUGGUGGCCGGAGUCGCUGCUCAGCCCGGGCGGUAACAGUAACCAGGGGUUACCGGACUUCGAGCAGGGCGCAUGGGGAGAGAGUUUGUGGAGCGUGGAGGAUACUUGGUUACAGCAGCAGUUCUAAACCGAGGAAAAGAAGGGAAAAGUAUGCCUUGUAAAGACUACACCAAUAUAUAAGCACAGAUUGGAAUUGUGAAAAGAAAGGAGAAAGAAGAGAAGGAAGAGGAAAUCACUGGAGAAUUUUGAAGUCUUCCGAUCUUUUUCUGAAGAAUAGUUGGAAUUUUUUAAGUUUUCCGAUCUCUUUCUCUUCUUUGUUUCUUCUAUUUUUUAAAUGAUAAUAGAAGAUUUGUAGUUUUAAUCUCAUUUUUUUCAUCAGGAUGCCAAUGUAAGCUGUUGUUCCUAGAUGUGUAAUAAAUCCACUUGUGAAUUAAUUGUUGCCACUCUA